UGUAGUAUCAUCGAGUAACACACGCUUUUCCAUAUAUUUGCCUCCUUUUGCUACCUUCAAACGCUAUAAUUCAACCCGUUACUACCCUUUUCCCUCUGCGAUCUGUCUCUCUCUCUCUCUUUUAAUUAAAAGAAAAUCCCAAAAAUCUUCACCUUCCAAAUUAGCUUUCUGGUAACAAUUCAUCUUCCAAAUCUAUAUUUCUCUCAGAUUCUUCAUUAUACGCAUAUAUAUAUAUAGAUACACACACUCGAUAGAUAGGGUUUUUAGUUAGGCAUAUACACUCUGUUUUCUCUGUUCCACUUGAAAGAUGAUUUCUUCUCUGUUUUUCAUCCUAGUUCUGUUUGCUUCUUUUUUUAUCUCCUCCUCUAUCGCUUACAACUUCUACGUUGGAGGCAAAGAUGGUUGGGUUUUGAAACCUUCUGAGGAUUACAAUCACUGGGCUGGCAGAAACAGAUUUCAAGUCCACGAUACACUCACUUUUAAGUUCAAAGAAGGGACAGACUCUGUUUUGGUUGUGAAGAAAGAUGAUUACUAUAAUUGCAACACAAAGAAUCCAAUCAAGAUUUUGAGUUCUGGUACCUCUGUUUUUCAAUUUGAUCAUUCUGGUCCUUUCUUUUUCAUUAGUGGAAAUCAAGAAAAUUGUCAAAAAGGACAAAAGCUAAUUGUUGUAGUUCUUGCCAUUAGACCAAAACCAGCUCCUAUAGCCCCUUCGCCACCAUUAACACCACCACUGCCACCAUCUAAACCACCUUCCAUUGCCCCAAAACCAUCAUCCCCCAGUGUCUCCCCUGUCUCAUCCCCACCAUCUAUAACACCAAAACCACCAGUUAUUUCCCCUGCAAUACCUACAGUUCCUGCAGUUUCCCCUGUUUCUCCUUCUUUAGCUCCAUCACCAACAGCCAAGACUCCAGUUAUAUCUCCCGUACCGGCGAAAUCUCCAUCCCCAUUAGCAAAUGCUCCUUCACCGGCAAUAUCUCAUGCACCCAAGUCUUCAUCGCCGGCUAAAUCUCCAUCUCCGUCUCCUACAACCACUCCACCUGUUUACUCUCCGGCGACAUCUCCAUCUCCGUCAAUCACAACGGCUCCGCCUGUUUUGUCUCCGGGAGCUGAACCGGCUGAAUCACCUGAGGGAGGGUCAGGGCCAGCAUCUUCACCGGGCUCUGGUGAAACGGCGGCGAUCACUGCACCGCCUCCAGGUGGUUCUGCUUCAUGGGCUGUAACUCCUUCAAAAAUGAUCUCGUUUGGUGUUACUAUUGCUAUUACUGUCGUUUUUGGUGCAUUUCAUUGGGGAGCUUAUUUUUGAAUAAUUUGGUGGUUGAUGGGUUUCUUUUGGAGUUUUAGUUUUUAAUUUUUAAUUUUUAAUUUUAUUUCAUUUGGUUUUAUUAGGAUUUUCUCAGUUAUUAUUAUUUUUUUUAAUUAUGGUUUGGUUCUGCUUUAUUUGAAUAUAUGCCCAUGACAUUUUCUUCUUUUCUUUUUUUUGUUUUAUUGAGUUUCUGUAUGUACUUGUAAUGAACGAGCAAUUUUUUAUUUUA
Jatropha curcas is the source of this 1532-nucleotide messenger RNA. It is a transcript of the gene ENODL1, whose product is annotated as early nodulin-like protein 1. Gene Ontology annotation, cellular component: plasma membrane. The record is from RefSeq and is a predicted model, not a curated record. Gene Ontology annotation, molecular function: electron transfer activity. NCBI's taxonomy places the organism in Eukaryota, Viridiplantae, Streptophyta, Magnoliopsida, Malpighiales, Euphorbiaceae.